Molecule: messenger RNA, 1345 nt
Organism: Actinia tenebrosa (Australian red waratah sea anemone)
Lineage: Eukaryota; Metazoa; Cnidaria; Anthozoa; Actiniaria; Actiniidae
Cellular component (GO): membrane
Source: RefSeq, a predicted model, not a curated record
CUCAGUAUUAUUACUGGAAUGUCAGUUUGGAAUGAAAAGGACCAAUCCCCAUUUGAGAUAUGGUUUGACGACCUGCUAGACAAAAUAUUUUCAGUUCGCUAGUUCCCACCUCGGAGCGUAGGAGUAGAGUUAUAUCUUCGUUGUACUUCAUACUCGACAAAAUUUUCCAAACAGAUAACUGAGUAUUAGUAAGGUCUAACAGAAGUCUUCGUCAUGGAAGUUGAAGAAGGAACGGCUAAGGGAGCAGGGAUAUGUGGUAUCAUCUUGGUGUUUUGUGGUGUCGCGAGCACGAUUUCAGGAUUCGUUUGGGUCUCAAUUCAUGGUUUCGGAGGCUAUGGCAUAUGGUCUGGCAUCGGUCUUGUGAUUGCCGGGAUUUUGGGCAUCGUCACCUGGUGGAAACGCAACAAAGGAGUGUUGAUUGGCUUCCUUGUCAUCACUAUCAUCAUGGUUAUUGUUGCGUCCUCUCAGGCUAUAACCUCAGGAGUGUCGUAUGGUUUGUUCAAAGCGUUUGUAGGACAUCAGUGUUACGAUUCUGGGAGCAGUUGCAUCUGUGGAAGUGAGAGAUAUGAUAGGUCAUUCUGUGGCAACUGGAACRACCUUAUGAAUGCACUUCUCACCAUCACCAUCUUCAAUGUCGUUGGUGCCGUCGUCAGCUUGGCUGGAUCGAUCUUCGGCUGCAUGGGAACUUGUUGUGCAACAACUCAGAGGCAGCCCGGCACCGUGAUGGUCCAACAACCUGUAUUCGUGACAACAACUACACAGCCUGGCUACGUUGCCCAACAACCUGGCUACGUACAACAACAGCCUGGCUACGUACAACAACAGCCUGGCUACGUACAACAACAGCCUGGCUACGUACAACAACAACCCGGGUAUGCUCCUCAGCCCGCAGCUGCCUAUCCUCCACAAGCUGGUGGUGCUCCACCGCAAUACACAAAAAAAUAUUAAGCAAUGACUAGUGUGCUUUAACAAACAGGGAGCCCAAGCUCGCCAUAAAUAAAAACACACUAUAGUCUAGUUAGCGGUAGGAAUAAUCGCGUGUUAACCUAGCUUUUUGCGUAAAAUGUAGUAAUGAUAAUUYGUAUCUUAGGCCGGGGCCGGACAUUGAUUAGAGAGAGGGGGAGGGCUGGUGCAUUUAACUUUCGAUCCGCAUGUUAUUAAAAAUCCUUAGUUCCUCUUUCCUGUUGCUAUCAUCAGUUUGAUAGACCCCUAAAUUUUGUUUGAAAAAUUUGCAUAGCCCUCUCCAACCCAUAAAUUAUGAACGGUCCCCAUGAAGCUUGCUUUUUGUUAAACCUAAGAACAUUGGUAUGUUAAUUCAAUAACAAUAAACUUGGAUUUUCAACUA